AAAUCGUAUCACCGACAAUGCGACUAUAGAUCCCAUUACCGUGUCCACCAGUCUACUAGACCAUUUGAAUGUAGUAUUUGUACCCAAUCGUUCCUGCGUCGUCAUGAUCUUAACCGACAUGCUCGUAUUCAUCUUGGCUUAAAGCCAUUCAAGUGUUCUCGCUGUGGUAAAGGU
Messenger RNA from Batrachochytrium dendrobatidis JAM81, 174 nucleotides. RefSeq lists its product as uncharacterized. The annotation marks the transcript as partial. The transcript has a single exon. The record is from RefSeq and is a predicted model, not a curated record. Lineage: Eukaryota; Fungi; Chytridiomycota; Chytridiomycetes; Rhizophydiales. Gene Ontology annotation, biological process: regulation of transcription by RNA polymerase II. Gene Ontology annotation, molecular function: DNA-binding transcription factor activity, RNA polymerase II-specific; RNA polymerase II cis-regulatory region sequence-specific DNA binding.